Verruconis gallopava is the source of this 1668-nucleotide messenger RNA. RefSeq lists its product as uncharacterized. The transcript is spliced from 3 exons. The record is from RefSeq and is a predicted model, not a curated record. NCBI's taxonomy places the organism in Eukaryota, Fungi, Ascomycota, Dothideomycetes, Venturiales, Sympoventuriaceae. Gene Ontology annotation, molecular function: zinc ion binding. The coding region runs from base 1 to 1668 and encodes 555 amino acids.
AUGCAGAAACAGAAUGCUCAAGCCCGAAUGCAGCGCACUCUUGCUGCGCUAGAGAAGGAGAAGGGAAAGCAUGCAGCAAACGAAAAGAUGCAGCAAGAGCGAGGAGAAAGAGAAUACGAGACACUCCUGGAAUCCGAGAAGCGCAAUGCUAUGUGUGAGGACUGUGAGAUCUGCUGCGAGCCACGCGCCCCGCACCGGUUUGUUGAGUGCGAUAACCGCCUUGACAGGCAUUCUUACUGCGAGGUGUGCGUGCGACGACACCUGCGCGAACAGAUCUUUGAGAAAGCUUCUCCAUGGAUGCGUUGUUUGGGCGAUGGUUGCGUGGCAUUCUACAAACGGGUUGACUACGAGCGCAUUCUUGGCCAGGACGCGAUCGACAUGCGUGACCGUCUGGAGCUGCGGACUGAGCUGAGAAACGUUGAGGGUAUGACCGCUUGUCUGUCUUGUGACUUCGCCAUGUUCAUCGACGACGGGGUGGAGGUGUUCGAUUGUAGAAAUCCGUCUUGCAUGAAGAGCUUCUGCCUCAAGUGCAAGGAGGAACCGCACUUUGGCAGGACUUGUGGAGAAGCGCAAGACGCAAAGAAAGACGCGGCUGCGAGAGGAGAGCUUGGCCACGGAGGCGCGAGGGACGACCUACGCCGUAAGGUUGAAGAGUACAUAAGCGAGGCACUCAUUCGCAAGUGCUCAGACUGCGGUAUGAGUUUCGUGAAGGAAAGCGGCUGCAAUCAGAUGCGCUGCAUCUGCGGAAGAAACGUGUCGUGCUAUGCGUGCGGCGCGGAGCACGUCCAGCACGACCACUGGAUGCAAGGCACAUGCAGGCUGUUCGAGUCAACAGAAGAAAGGGAGGCGACGGAGCGCAGGGAAGCGGAGAAGCAGGCUAUUGCCAAGGUCAUGCAAGAAAACCCCGGCGUCCGAGAAGAAGACCUGAAAGUCAGAGAGUUCAGCGAGAACGUGAAGAAGGACGACGAGAUGCGGAGAGCGAAAGAGCGGUUCUUUCUCGUCGGCGAAGACUGGCAUCCGGGGAUGGAAGUUCACGGCGCUGACUCGGAUACCAUGGCCGAUAUCACUGCGCAAAUGAGUGCCUUCAACCUCGGUGGCGCUAGAGGCAUUGUAGCUGCUGGAGCUUCCAGACAGCGUAGACGUCGCGCUGGCGGGCCCGCAAGACAAAAAGGCCAAACUUCCAGCGCCGGUGCAGGACUCGUGGACGGCGUUUCUCCUGGUUUUGCUCCAAGUGCUGCGAGAAAUCGGUCUAUUCAUCCACAGCUCUCGAACCAGCUCCGGCACUUGACCACCGAGCCUGGCCUUGUCACAGUUAUCCCUCGACAUGUUGCGGGUGCCAUAGCCAGCGGUCGUUCCCGACAACCUCAGAGCACCCGUCGAGCGCAACAUCUUAGUAUAGAUAGUGGAGUAGAGCUCAACGAUCCAAGACCAUCGAGAACACCAAGGCUGCAAGCAAACGCGCAGAUAGUACAGCGACGCCUCGAACGGACGAGGUUGCAGUUGGAUAUUCGGAUGCAAAGAGCCAACGCUGCGCUUCACCGCGAGCGAACACCGCAGGCCCGAUUCGCGAACCAGAGCGGUCUGCGCAACGAUGGCAUCGACGCCUGGGGGGCGCCAGGGCUCAAUCGUGUGCAUCGCCACCGACCGAGGGGCCCAGGAUUGAUUUAG